AUGUGUGAUUCUACAAAACAUCCUCAAGUGUCUAAUGAUGCAGUUCGGCUGAGACUAUUUCCUUUUGCUCUUAAAGGAAAGGCUCUUAGUUGGUUGGAAAGGCAGCCUGCAGCAAGCAUCUCUACCUGGGAUGAUUUAUCACAGAAGUUCUUUGUUCAGUUCUUCUCGAUGGAAAAGUAUAACCAGAUGGUGAAUGAUAUCACCAAUUUCACUCAAUCAGAGGGUGAAUCAAUGUGUGAAGCAUGGAACCGGUUCAAAGACUUGAUGAGAAGGUGUCCUCAGUAUAACUUGACUGCUGGUAGUCAGGUAGCAAACUUGACAUCAAGGCUUGAUAAGAUGCAAUUUUCUAGUGUUCAAGCUCAAGCUGCAGCAGUUGUCUGUGAAUAUUGUAAAGAAGAUCAUGAAUCCAAUGAAUGUCCUACUCUGCUAGCCUAUGAUCCUCCUCAGCAGGUACAUGUAAAUGGUAUGUGGUAUGAUCAGAGACCCUCACCACAAAAUGUUCCAAGAACUCAGAAUCUUCCUUCUGGGAACAAUAACUUCCAAAGGAGGGUGCAAGGUAAUGGUCUUGACUUCAAGUCCAAUAACUAUUUGCAGCCACCGCCAGUUCAACCGAAGGAACCUUCUGAGUUAGAGAAGCUAGUGGGACAAAUGGCCCAACAUUCCAAUGCUUUUAUGGAAGAGACUCGGGCAAACACUAGAAACACACAAGCCUCUAUCAGAAAUUUGGAGAACCAGAUUGGCCAGAUGGCUAAACAGAUGGCCGAAAGAACUCCAGACACUUUCCCUAGCAAUACAGUCACUAAUCCGAAGGAUGACUGUAUGGCUAUAACUACAAGAAGUGGCAAGGUGGUGGCAGCUUCAACAAAGCCAACCACAAAUGCGGACGCUACUGGAAAGGGUAAGGAGGUAGAGGAAGAAGUGGUUAUUCCUUCUGAUGUUGAGACACAUGUUCACAAAUAA
Gastrolobium bilobum is the source of this 960-nucleotide messenger RNA. RefSeq lists its product as uncharacterized. Bases 1 to 960 code for a protein of 319 amino acids. The record is from RefSeq and is a predicted model, not a curated record. NCBI's taxonomy places the organism in Eukaryota, Viridiplantae, Streptophyta, Magnoliopsida, Fabales, Fabaceae. The transcript is spliced from 2 exons.